UGUGCAUUUUGCACCCGGUCCUGUUGUUGUCAGGACGCUAUAAAAGAGCCGCCGCUUCACUACAUCACAAGACAGAAUCGACUGAGAUUGACGAAGCAUUUCUAUACGAAGAAACAGCACCAGCAACUGAAAAAUGGACCCUUGUGACUGCUCAAAGAGUGGAACCUGCAACUGCGGAGGAUCCUGCACUUGCACAAACUGUUCCUGCACCACCUGCAAGAAGAGCUGCUGUUCAUGCUGCCCAUCUGGCUGCAGUAAGUGCGCCUCUGGCUGCGUGUGCAAAGGAAAGACGUGCGACACCAGCUGCUGUCAGUGAGGACUGUGCAGCUUCAGCCGUCCACUGCCCUGUGAUGGCGCCUGAAUGCACCAUGUUGAAUUAAUUGCAGUUUAAAAUGUCUAUAUAUACUUUUAUUUUGUACUUUUCUUCAGUUAUGAAAUAAACAUGUUUCCAUGUUAA
Scatophagus argus is the source of this 457-nucleotide messenger RNA. Its product is annotated as metallothionein B. The coding region runs from base 134 to 316 and encodes 60 amino acids. The record is from RefSeq and is a predicted model, not a curated record. Gene Ontology annotation, molecular function: metal ion binding. NCBI's taxonomy places the organism in Eukaryota, Metazoa, Chordata, Actinopteri, Scatophagidae. The transcript is spliced from 3 exons.